AUUUAAUGAUCAAUCGCAACUGAUCUCAUAGAUAUAUUUUUAUCUAUUGGAAGAAAAUCAUAAUUGGAAUCUGCAUGAUGUCUGCGUCAAAGAACAAACAAAAUAUGGCUGAAGUUGCUUCAGCAAGAAACAGAUUUGAUGCAGCAUUACAGCUCCUGGUUGACAAGAGGGAUGAUGGACAAGAAUCAAGUGAUGAAGGUGGAGAAAUAGAUAUUUGUCUCAGUGAACCAUCACCAGUUCACUCCCCUAGCAAACGGUCUUCCACCAAUCGAGGAAGAAAAAGGAAGAGAGCUAAAGAUGAUUCUGACUACGAGAUGGGGCAAUAUCAACACACAUACAUCAUGAAGUUGUUUGACCGCAGUGUGGACUUGGCCAUCUUUGAUGAGGAUUCUCCUCUGUAUCCGAUUUGUCGGGCGUGGCUGAAGAAUAGUCCCCACAGCCGAGACCCUCCCCCACAGUCACCGGAGCCCGAGGCUCCAGCACCCACAAACAGUGAGGAAGAGACAGAGAGAAUUCCAGAUAUAUACAAGAUGCCCCCUCCCAUAAAACAGGACCCUGAUGACCACACAGACUACAGAAUACCCCACCCUGUACCCCAACCCAAGACCUACUUCUUCAUAUCAGAUGCAGACGAUGCUCCUCCGGCGGAGAGUUUACUACUGAAACACAUGGAGAGGUGGAAGCAAGUGCGCCAAAGCUGGAUCGAUCAGGGAAGGAUCAAUGAGAUGAGGUACGGGGAGAGCAUGCAGCUACUGCGGGAUAUAUUUGACUGUCAGAUGAAGGAUGUCUAGUCAGUGAUGUAACCUGGGACUGCCAUUCUUCCUCAUUUUAUCAUGUUUCAGCCUUACAUGACUUUUCUGAAGUGUUAUAAAGAAUUCUUCAACUGCAAUAUGUAAAACAUUAUCAUUUGUCAUAUAAUUUGCUGUUUUAUUAUAGGAAAGUCUUAUUCUGUCAUGAUUUUUCUCAGAAGUAUUUUUGGUGACCAUGCGCCCAUGUACAAUGCUUCAGUUUCAUUAUGUAUUACAGUAUCUUUUCUCGGAAUGAAGUUCUAAUAUUGUUUAACAAUUUAUGAAACAUGUACCGGGUAUUAGAAUGUUGUCUUGCAUUGUAAAGAGUAUGUGCUAUCGCAGGUAUUAUGUAAAAUUUGAUUGUUUGUAAAAUAUAAUUAAGUAUGUCAAGAUGAAGUAUCUCCUCAUUAGAAAUCAAACAAUAUAUUGAAGAAUUAUUUAAA
Molecule: messenger RNA, 1231 nt
Organism: Magallana angulata
Lineage: Eukaryota; Metazoa; Mollusca; Bivalvia; Ostreida; Ostreidae
Product: protein lin-37 homolog
Exons: 8
Coding region: 75-791 (238 amino acids)
Biological process (GO): negative regulation of transcription by RNA polymerase II
Cellular component (GO): Myb complex; transcription repressor complex
Source: RefSeq, a predicted model, not a curated record